AUGGAUUUUGUGACUGGACUACCGCCCACAACGAAUAACCUGAACAUGAUUCUAGUUGUGGUGGACCGUUUUUCUAAACGUGCCCAUUUCAUUGCAACAAGAAAAACCCUCGACACAUCUCAUUUGAUAGACCUGUUAUUCCGCUAUGUGUUUUCGUAUCAUGGGUUCCCGAGAACUAUCACCAGUGAUAGAGAUAUCCGCAUCACUGCAGGCAAAUAUCAGGAAUUCACGAGACGGCUGGGGAUUAAAUCGACAAUGUCGACCCCGAAUCACCCCCAGACGGAUGGUCAAACUGAAAGGACCAUCCAGACACUGAAUAGAAUGCUCAGAGCAUACGAUUCAACAGAUAUCGAAAAUUGGCAUAAAUAUCUGCCGCAAAUUGAGUUUGUCUACAACUCAACUGCAAAUAGAACUUUAGGUGCAUCACCGUUUGAAAUAGACUUAGGAUACGCUCCUAACGAACCGGUGCUCAAGACAGAUGAGGAGCUUAAUGCAAGAGACUUUUCAGCCGUCGAAAUGUCUCGACGUUUGAAAGCUAUUACAUUACAAGCGAAGGAACGCUUGGAAGCUGCUCAGGUAGAAAUGGAAGUUAAUAACAACAAAGGACGGAAACCGCUGAUCCUGGAAAGAGGAGAUGACGUUCUCGUCCACAGAGAUGAGUACUUCCCAUUUACGUUGGUCCCUUCUACGUCGUCAAAAAAAUCCAUGACAACGCUUAUGAAAUCAGACUAG
Torulaspora globosa is the source of this 732-nucleotide messenger RNA. Its product is annotated as integrase catalytic domain-containing protein. The record is from RefSeq and is a predicted model, not a curated record. Gene Ontology annotation, molecular function: nucleic acid binding. Bases 1 to 732 code for a protein of 243 amino acids. Gene Ontology annotation, biological process: DNA integration. Lineage: Eukaryota; Fungi; Ascomycota; Saccharomycetes; Saccharomycetales; Saccharomycetaceae. The transcript has a single exon.